Messenger RNA from Homarus americanus (American lobster), 9465 nucleotides. It is a transcript of the gene Ppn, whose product is annotated as papilin-like. Gene Ontology annotation, molecular function: serine-type endopeptidase inhibitor activity; metalloendopeptidase activity. Bases 25 to 7647 code for a protein of 2540 amino acids. Gene Ontology annotation, biological process: extracellular matrix organization. NCBI's taxonomy places the organism in Eukaryota, Metazoa, Arthropoda, Malacostraca, Decapoda, Nephropidae. The transcript has 46 exons. The record is from RefSeq and is a predicted model, not a curated record. Gene Ontology annotation, cellular component: extracellular region; extracellular matrix.
GUGACGGCAAGACCACGGGUGCUGAUGGGGAUGGGUGCCACCGAUUCGCUCGUUUCUGACUCCAGCAUGAGGUGUGUGUGGCGGGUCCUGCUGCUCUCCACACUGCUCGCUGCCCUCCUGGUUGAAUGUACUGGGAGCCAACACCAGCCCUACCACCGUCAUCGGCACCGUCACCACCACCGACAGAGGAUCCCCAUCAGAGAUGACCUCUACGACUCAUGGGGGACCAACACCCGGGACAAACGUCAAUGGGACCCUGAAGACAACGAGAUAGAGAGCGGCUCCUGGGGCGACUGGUCAGGGCCUUCCCCUUGUUCCAGGUCUUGUGGUGGUGGCGUUACCUACCGCUCCAGAUCCUGCACGUCUAAAAACCCUCAAGACUGCACCGGGAAGUCCAAGAAAUAUGAGUCAUGCAACGUGGAUCCAUGUCCAGAAGGCUCCAAGGAUUUCCGUGCUGAGCAGUGCCAGAGAUACAACAGUGUCCCCUUUGAGGGCAAGUAUUACAGUUGGGUGCCUUACCUGGAUGAUCCUCAGAGGUGUGAACUCAACUGUCAGCCAGAGGGACAGAGCUGGGUUCCACAUCUUAAAGCUCCACGAAAAUGUGAAUUAAACUGUCAACCUGAGGGGGAAAGAUUUUACUAUCGUCAUGCACUCAAGGUUGUGGAUGGAACACGCUGUGACAGUGAAAGUCGAGACAUCUGUGUUGAUGGCAAGUGUAUGCAAGUUGGAUGUGACCAUAUUUUGGGUUCGUCAGCACAGGAAGACAAUUGCCGAGUAUGUGGUGGUGACGGGUCUACCUGUAACACAAUCACAGGAGAUUUUAUGCAGAAAACACUGACUGUUGGCUAUAAUGAUAUUGUACUUAUACCAGCUGGUGCCACCAAUAUUUAUGUUGAAGAAGUAAAGGCCUCUAACAACUACUUAGCUGUUAGAAACAUGACUGGUUUCUUUUACCUCAAUGGGAAUUGGAGGAUUGACUUCCCAAGAGCAAGGAACUUUUGUGGUACUACCUUCCACUAUGAGAGGAAAGCUGAUGGUGUAGGAAUCUUUGCUCCUGAGGUCUUACGAGCCAAAGGACCUACAACAGAACCCUUGUUCAUAGUGAUUUUAUAUCAAGAGAGUAACCCAGGGAUCACAUACGAGUACAGUGUUCCCAAGGAGGUAACACAAUCUGAAGCAGAAACUUAUGAUUGGCUCUUUGGAACAUAUGGAGAGUGUUCUGUGGAAUGUGGUGGUGGUCACAUGACACGAAAUGUAACUUGUGCAAGAACAAGUGACUUCCAGGCAGUUGCUGAAUACCUGUGUGAUCCACGACUUGAGCCUGUUUCAAACAAAACAUGUAAUGAUCAUCCAUGUCAAGCAAGCUGGCAAUUUGAGGAGUGGACACCUUGCACGAGUUCAUGUGGAACUGCUGGGUGGCAAUUCCGUCAUCUGUACUGUGGCCAGAAAUUUGCAGAGGGACGGCUAUCUAUUGUAAAUGAUUCAGUAUGUAAUGCCCUCCAUGGACCAAAGCCUCAGACUGUAAGAGAAUGCAACAAAGAUUCUGUAUGUGCAUCUUGGCAUGUAGGAGAGUGGACACCAUGCAACAAGUUAUGUGGUGUUGGCCAUCAGUUCCGGAAAGUUAGAUGCCAUGUGAGAUCUGGCAGUGAUAUCAAAGUCUUAGAUGACACUGUCUGUUCAGAAGAGAAACCUGAAAAAGAGAAGCCCUGUGAAGGUAUUCCAUGCAGCGGUGUUGACUGGGUAGCUUCUGACUGGACAGGGUGUGGCAACAGCUGCAGUCAGGAGAAGGAAACACGGUCAGCAUUGUGUGUAAGCCAGAAGGGUAAAGUAGUGAAAAAAGAGUUUUGUUCAGCUGCACGCAUGCCACCAACCAGCCGUAAUUGUACUGAUGCUACAGAAUGUGAAUUCCGCUGGUAUGCUUCAGAUUGGAGUGUGUGCUCUAAUGAUUGUGGCGAGGGCAUUAAGACUCGACAUGUGUUAUGUGGUAUGUGGAAAAACAACGUUUUGACUCCUGUACCUGAAGUCAACUGUGAUGCUGAGAAACGCUUCAAUGACACUGAACCAUGUAAUGGGACAGAGACCUGCAAGGGCACCUGGUUCACAGGACCUUGGAGUCGAUGUAAUAGGGAGUGUGGUGGUGGUAACAAGCAUCGCAAGAUUCUCUGUUAUGUGGGCAAUAAGCAAGCAACUGCAAUACAGUGUGAUGGCAACAUCAUUCCUUAUUCCAUUGACUCCUGCAACAACAACCCUUGUGGGGAUGAUGAGGUUCUGGGUAUGGGAAGCCGUGUUGAUGUAGAGAGUGAAGAUGACUCCUGGUGUGAUGGAGAUGAAGCUAAGGAGGAAUCUGGAGAUGGCAUGGAUGCUUCGGGUGACACACCAAAGGAUACAUCCUCUGGGGAGGCAGAUUCUGGGAGUGAAAUGCUUGAGGAAACGUCAGCUGAAGAUGUUGGUGAUGAUGCAGGCUCUGGAGAGGAAGAAACUGGAGGAUCAGAUGAAAGUAAAUCUGAAAGUGAAUCAGAUGAAAGUGGAUCUUAUGAAAUCAAAUUAGAUGAUCUGUCAAGUGAAGAAAUAUCCUCAACUGGGGAUCAAGGAAAUGGAUCUUCAGAGGCUGUCUUAAGUGAUAAAACUUUUUUAACAAACCGUGAAAAGCGGUCACAUUUGGAGGUAACACUAAGGGAUGAAAGUUCUGAAGAAGGCUCAGGCUUUGGGCCCUCUGGCUGGGGCUCAGGACUCUCUGGUAUAUUCCCAUCUGGCCUCUUAAGGCCUGAUGGAGAAAUUACAAGUGGAGAGCUAGACAUUGCUGUUGCUACAGAACACAAGACAGCAAAGAAACCAAAAUCAAAGCCAGAUUCAAAGAAAAAGAAAGAAGCAAAGAAGCCUGCUAAGUGUAAGACCAAGCCUAAACCAGAGAAGAAGGAUUGCCAGGACACAGAGUUUGGUUGUUGUCAAGACAAUGUCACUCCUGCCAGUGGUCCCUUCCAAAAAGGCUGCCUACGCAUUGAGACUUGUAAGGACACGACCCAUGGCUGUUGCCCAGAUGAUGUAACACCAGCUCAAGGCAUUGACAUGAAGGGCUGUCCAGGCAUCUCUCUCUGUGAGAACUCCCUGUUUGGUUGUUGCCAAGAUGGAACCACAGAGGCCAGUGGUCCACAUGGGGAGGGCUGUGAGGACCUCAUGUCUUUUAACUGUGAAGAGACUAGUUUUGGUUGCUGUCCUGAUGGUGUGUCUCCUGCUACUGGUGAAAACUUUGCUGGGUGCAUAGACUAUGAGUGUGAAGGGUCUGGACCUUGUGAAUCAUGUAAUGACACCAAACAUGGGUGUUGUCCUGAUGGUAUUACAGCAGCCCUGGGCCCAGACUUUGAAGGCUGUCCUGAUGAUUCUGUUGAAGAAAUUGAGGAACUUACAACAGAAGCAGCUACACCAGCAACUGUAACAGUAACAACUUCACCAACAACAACAACAGAACUUCCUCCUGACUGUGUUUACUCGUCAUUUGGUUGCUGCCCAGAUAAUUUUACUUCUGCACAUGGAGAAAAUAUGGAAGGAUGUUGCUUGUCGUCAGCAUUUGGUUGUUGUCCAGAUCACAUUACAGAUGCCAAGGGACCACAUUUGCAAGGCUGUGGCUGUGAAUACAGUGCAUUUGGCUGCUGUCCGGACAAUGAAACAGUGGCACGAGGAAAAGACGAUGCUGGAUGUGGAUGUCAGUAUACUGAAUAUGGUUGUUGCCCUGACGACCACACUCCUGCAGCUGGGGAGGACUACAGUGGGUGCCCAUGUAAUACAUACCCCUAUGGCUGUUGCCCAGAUGGUGUGAGUAUCGCACGAGGAUUGAAUGCAGUAGGUUGUGGGUGUGAAUACGGAGAAUUUGGGUGUUGUGAGGAUGGACGCACACCUGCCACUGGUCCUGGGAAGGAAGGGUGUGGCUGUGAAGCAUCAGAGUUUGGCUGUUGUCCAGAUGGUGUCACACCUGCAACUGGUAAAUUCUUUGAUGGCUGCCAGGAUGAAGCUCCUGUUAUACCUGGAGAGGUGUGUGGCUACGAAAAAGAUCGAGGUCCUUGUGCAGACUACAUCGUAAAGUGGUAUUUUGACAUGGAGUAUGGCGGCUGUACUCGCUUCUGGUAUGGUGGAUGUGAUGGCAACCUUAACAAGUUUGAAACACAGAAUGAGUGCAUAGCUGCUUGUGUUGAACCUGAAGGAAUGGAGUCUUGCCAUCUUCCUCUUGUGGAAGGUCCUUGUACUGGCUCUGUCCCAUCUUGGUAUCAUGACUCCGCAAGUGGAAGCUGUAAACCGUUUGUAUAUGGAGGAUGCUUGGGUAACAAUAACCGCUAUGGCUCCAAGGAAGAGUGUGAAGAAAUGUGCGUCAUCCCAGAAAAAACAGACGUUUGUCUACUGGAGGUGAUGCCUGGUCCCUGCCGUGGAAACUACACCAGAUGGUUCUAUGAUCAGACUCUGGGAAUCUGCAGCCAAUUUGCAUUUGGUGGCUGCAAAGGAAAUGGAAACAACUUCCUCACAGAGAAUGAGUGCAUGCAGAGCUGUAUCCGGGGUCGCUCCAAAGGCCUGUGCACCCUGCCCAAGGCUUCAGGGCUCUGUGAAGAAACUCUUCCCCGUUGGUACUAUGAUUACUCCGAGACCAGAUGCAUGCCUUUCUAUUACACUGGUUGUGAUGGAAAUUCGAACAGGUUUAUUACACGCGGGGAAUGUGAGGCUACAUGUCCAGGGGACAUAACAGAACCAGAGGAGGAUGUUUGCUCUCUUCCCAGUUCUACUGGUGACUGCAACAACUUUGAAGAGCGUUGGUUCUUUGAUUUAUCUGAAAACCAAUGCAAGUCCUUUGUGUAUGGUGGGUGUGGAGGCAAUAACAACAACUUUGCCUCUUAUGAAUUCUGUGAAAAGCGUUGUGGAAGUAAAAAGGAGAUUGCACUUGAAAAGGAAUUUAAUACUGAAUAUUGUUUCUUAAAACAUCAGCAAGGAACUUGUAGAGACUUACAAGCUUAUUGGCAUUAUGCUAGUGAAGAUGGUGUCUGCAAACAGUUCUUAUAUGGAGGCUGUGAAGGGAACGAAAACCGUUUCUCAACACGACAGGAAUGUGAAGGAAAAUGUAGUGAAGCUCAAGAUGUUUGCGGCCUUCCCAUGGUUGUCGGUCCGUGCAAUGGAAGUUACAAACAGUACUAUUAUGAAGUGUCCACAGAUGAAUGUUAUGAAUUUGAUUUUGGAGGGUGCCUAGGAAACAAAAACAGAUUUGAUACAGUGCGCCUUUGCCAGCAGAGGUGUAAGAAGAAUCAAGCGGUACUAACCACAGCAUAUCCUGAUACCUACCCAGAGGUAGAUGAACUGGUAGUUGAAGAACCUUGUAAACAACCAGUGGACCCUGGACCAUGUAGAGCAGCCAUUCCAUCCUGGUACUUUGACCCUGAACAAGAACGCUGCAUUGGCUUCUCAUAUGGAGGCUGUGAAGGCAAUGCCAAUAGAUUCCAGUCUGUUGAGUUUUGUGAGCGCCAGUGUGGCAAGUACCGUCGUGAAGAUGUGUGUAAGAUGCCACAAAAUUCAGGACCUUGUGAUGGAUCAUUUCGUAAAUGGUACCAUGACCCCUAUGUGCGUCGAUGUAAGCCUUUCUUGUACAGUGGCUGUGAAGGAAAUGGGAACCGCUUCUCUACAGAGAAUGAGUGUGAGGCAGAAUGUAUCUACCAUGAUACAAUUCCGCUUUUUGGCAAUAACACCCAAGAAGCUAAGAUCAUGAUAUGUGAAAUGGAUGCAGAUGCUGGGCUAUGUACAGAAGGCUACAAGCGGUGGCAUUUCAGCAAAGAGCAGGGCUCUUGUAUUGCAUUUAGGUAUGGCGGGUGUGGUGGAAAUCGAAAUCGCUUUAAGCAAUUUAAUGCUUGCACCAAGUUCUGUGCUACUGCCAUCGAAAAAUACCAUGGAUUUGGGUCUACAACUACUGACCCACUGUCAACCCAGUCAGAGCCAUCAGGCUUCACACAACCUGAUCAGUGUAAGGACUCAAUAAUUGCCUGCCAGCUACUUCAGUGUCCAUAUGGAAUACAAGAGAGAGUGGAUCAUGAUGGAUGUAAUAGCUGCUCAUGCUAUGAUCCAUGUGACCAGAUUGCAUGCAGUAAUGGUACACAAUGUGCAAUAGAUCUUCUUCCAUCUGAAAAGAGCUCUGAGAGCACUCCUUAUGUGGCUGUCUGUAGAAAAAUUAAUAAACUUGGCCAAUGUCCAAAAACAAGUGGCAGAACAUACCAAUGUGAAAAUGACUGUGAAAAUGAUGCAGGCUGCUAUGGGGAUCAUAAAUGUUGUUAUAAUGGGUGUGGCUACUCAUGUGUUGCUCCUGUACGAGAGGACCAGGAACCUGCCUACUCCCCUCCUCCUGUACUCACCACAGUUCCAGCAGGUCAAGCGCCUCGCAUCAUACAGUUCGAUUCUGAAGUUCGCAGUGAAGAGAAUGACGUAGCUCUGUUGAAGUGUGUAGCUCAAGGUUCCCCAGCACCAACAAUCAUUUGGUACCGCGGGUCCUACGCGGUUGACAGGGAGGGUCAGUCUAGUAGAACUCGAGUACUUCCUGAUGGAUCACUGCAGAUUGUUAACACAGAGCGUGGUGAUUCUGGCCAGUAUACCUGUGAAGCUUCUAAUGGUAUUGGUAGGCCUGCAACCAGGACCACUCAAUUGACAAUUACUGAUCCAAAACCACGAGAGUCUGCUGUAGUGCCUUGGAAUGAAGAAUCUCCAGUGGUGUCGCUUGGCAAUCCAACUGUGCUCUAUUGCCGAGCCAUUGGUUGGCCGAAACCUUCAUUUACCUGGUGGCGGGGCAGAAAGAUGUUACCACUCUCCUCUCAACAAUACGAACAAUUCCGAGAUGGGUCUUUGACUAUCCGUGUGGUCAGCCUCAGGAACCUUGGUCCAUACACAUGUCAAGUAUACAACGGUCAAGGUCGAGCCACUUCACAAAAUAUUGAAUUGCGAGCUCUUGGACCAGUCUAUAACACCAUCAGCACUGACAGUGAAUACCUAAAAUAUAUAGUUGACCCACCCAAAGCUCCGCCCACCACACAAUCCCCUCCAUUUACCUCCCCUGCCACUCAAUUCCCUGCUGUACGACCUGAUGAGCGACCUUACUGGCCUCCAUACCAACCUCCAUCAAUUCAAAAAGCCACUACUACCCCUCGGCCAACCACUAGACUAUACAUAGUUCCACUUCGAGCAAUAAUCCGUCUAAACGCAACGGAGUUUACGCCUUAUUCAACUAUACGUGUGCCGUGUGAAGUCAAAGGCUACCCACACCCAGUGACAACGUGGUUUAAAGGAGAAUACCCUAUAGAAGAAGGCUCUGAAAAAUAUGUGAUAGAAGAUGAUAGAACUUUGGUAAUCAAUGAUGCACGAGCUGAUGACUCAGGAAUGUAUAAGUGCCAGGUUCAAAAUGAAUUUGGCAUUGCUGACAGCACCACCUUCAUCACUAUAAAAGGAAUUUAUGUACAUCCGACCUGCACCGACAAUCCUUUCUUUGCAAACUGUAAGUUAAUAGUUCGUGCAAAAUAUUGCACAAAUAAAUACUAUGCCAGAUUUUGUUGCCGCUCAUGUACCUUGGCUGGGCAGCUACCCUCUCAAGGCCCCCAUCUGCCAGGUUCCUCAAGGAGUAGUAAGAGAAGGAAGUAAAUAAUAAAACCAUAGUUUUUCAGAUAAUAAGGUUAGGUUAGGUAUGUUGACUACCUUGAGUGCCCAGGAUUUAUUUCAACAAAAAUAUGAUAUUCAAAUUUGGAAGUUACAUGAGCCGAGUGAUGGUUAUUAGCAAGUCCUUGGUGAGUGAUGUAGUGUGUUCAUUUUUUGUGUUUACAUAAAUAAAGUUCAUUCAUGAAGGUUGAAUGUAGAGUUAUCAUUAAUUAGGUAAAUUUCAUACAGUUUAACAUGGUGAUAAGUUUUCUAUGAUAGAUAAAACGAGAGAUGAAAUUUAUUAACAAUAAAAUCUGUUAAAUGAAUCUUAUUAGAUGUCUUUUCUCUUAAACUUUAGUCUUUAUCUCUUGUACUUUUUUCAUUUUUUCUUAUUUUAUGUAGUUUUGCGUAACAUUCAUAAUCUAAUAAUUAAGAUGUACAAUGUUGACAUAAUUAUUGUAAAAAGUAGUUGGCACUUUACAUAAAUGAUUAUUAAUGUAAUAUUAAACUACCUUAUCUAGGACUCCAGUUGUAACAAAGUUAGGUAUUUAAAAAAUACAAAGAAAUAACUAAGAUUUAUAACCUCUGCUCUGACCCUUCACUUGCUCUUGGGAAAUAACCAGAUUUCCAUGUGUAACAAGAAGGCAAGAGAUAAGAAUGUGAACUCAUAGUGACAACUGUGGCUAUGUAGUCCUCAGGCUUGUACAUAAUGCACAGAAUUUAUAAUUUUAUGUGACUAAAACAACAUGUUGGAUGUGAAAUUCUGUUUACUUUCCAAUACACUAAGAAUUUUUUAUUAAUUUAGUUUUUUAUAUAAUUUUUUUUAAGGUUUAGUUUUUUAUACAGUAGUGUCCAUGAAUUAUUAUUAUUUUUUUUUUUUACACUCAAUUAAGUCUGGUCCAAGAUCUGGGAUAUCACUUGAUAUAGCACAGAGUAACAUAAUAUUUAGCUCAUAAUAAAGUUAGCUUUCAUUAAAUUUGAUUAACAACCUGUAUUGUAGAAUGUGAAUGGUGGUUUAUUAUAUUUUAAUUGAGAAUUGAAGGAGCCCAAUUUCAACCAACUUAUGUUUAAAAUUUUUUGAUGGUUAAUUACUCAGCUUUGGUGGUAAGAUCAAGUGACACUUAGGACUUUGAGACCUAACUGCUGUGUUUUUUAUGGCCUGGAAAAGAGGGUAUUAUUAGAUACAUAAAAAAACUGCAAUGACUCGUUGAAAAAAUAAAGAACUUUUAGACGUCUCUGUUUUGACAUGCAGUCAUUAUUAGUUUUGAAUAUUUAAACCCUGUCAUGAUGAAACAUUUCUUCAUCAUGCCAUGUAGAGAAGCAAUAAUAAUUUAUUAAUAAUUAUAUGGUUGUUAAUUACCUUCAAUCAUAUGACUGUGGUAGGUCUUAUUCAGUAAUGCCCUCUUGUCUGGUGCCAUAGGUCCUGCAGGAAUUAUUUUGGUGUACUUGUGAUGCCUUUCUGUGAUUCCAGUUGAAGAUCACAUACAUAUACUAGGUAAAGCAAAAUGUGUAAUCCAAUAAGCUUUGCUCAGUCAAUAUUUUGGCACUGAAAGUCAAAAUAAGAGUUAUGAUAGUCAUGGAGAUUCUCAAACGUUUAUCCUCGCGAUGAAGCGCACAUCACUGCCACAGUGUUGUCAGUAUUUUAUAGGUUUCCUAGAUCCAGGUAGUCCUUUGGUGCUCAUUUACUUGGUAUAUCUUAAUAUAUAAAUAUAUAUAACACUGACCAAAAAAAACAAUUUUUAAAUCAUUGUGCCAAAAUGAUGUGAAUUCAAAGAAACUUUUAAAUGAAAUUGUAAAUAUGUGACAGUAAAAGUUACAUGUCUA